Messenger RNA from Zingiber officinale, 1372 nucleotides. RefSeq lists its product as uncharacterized. NCBI's taxonomy places the organism in Eukaryota, Viridiplantae, Streptophyta, Magnoliopsida, Zingiberales, Zingiberaceae. Bases 200 to 1111 code for a protein of 303 amino acids. The transcript is spliced from 2 exons. The record is from RefSeq and is a predicted model, not a curated record.
GCCGUUUGAUGAGAGAAGCCCAAACCCUAAAUUAGAGUCGAAAAGGUCGGAGAAGAAAGGUUCAUGAACUCAACCGCUUCUUCGAUCUUGGGGAAGACGAAGAAGAAGCCCUAGUCCUUGGCAUCGCGGGUUCGCACCUGAUCUGUGUCCUCCGUUAUUUUAGGGCUUCAACAUCGUCGAUCGUGAUGACACGGCGGCCAUGACGACGACGGCGGAGACGAAGAGGAACAACCCGCCCGCCGGGUGCGACGACGACAUCUGCGGCGUUCGAGAUACCUGGUUGCUCCACCACAUUCGUCACCGUACCGUAUUCCGCCGCCUCUGCACUAACUGCGUCCUUCGCUACCACCCUGGCUGCUUCUGCGCUUCCUGCUUUGAUCUCCUCCUCGACGGAGGUGGCUGCCCUGUCGUCCGAUGCUCCCGGUGCCCCUCCGUAUCCCACGCAGCCUGCCUUCCCGACCCAGCUGGCCCCUUCUUCUGCUCCAUCUGUUCCGAUGCAGGUAGCUCUGCCACUUAUUUCCCUCGCAGGGCGGAGAAAUCGCUGGAUAUCAAGUUGGCUAAAGUUCUUCUUGCAGCCGCCCAGUUGGCGGCAGCAUCAAUGAGUCGAGCGGCAUCGUCUGCCAAAGCAGAUGCUGAUAGAAAGGUGAAGGAAGCAGCGAUUGCAAGGAAAAGAGCGAGGGAAGCACUUGAGAGGGUCACCUUUCUGUCCAAGUCUGAGAAGGAGAAGAAGAAAAGUGAAGCUGAUCUAAAUGCUUCAUUGAGUUCUAAGCCUGAAGUUGUGGAUCAUAAGAAAAAGAUGCCAAAGUUGAACAACACCGUAGCCACCAUGGUAGCAAAGAUUCCGAACAGGGAGAGGGAUCGAUGGAUGAGGUUUCAGGAGCCGAUUAGGGUGGUCCAGAAGCAAGUCCAGGUCAAUGCAGAAGGUAAGAACAAUCUGGAUUUUAUGGUUGAGAUGCAAAGCCAUGCAAAGAAUGUUGAGGCAGAACGGAGAUUGAUCAGUGCGUCACAUGCACCCAACGCUCUGGGUCAAAUGGAGAGGGAUGAAAGGGGAGCCCUCAAACGUUCUCAAGGUGGACAUGUUAACGAUGAUGUAGUUGUUGGUAUUUGCUGACAAUUCUCCUAGGACUUGUGAAUCAACUCAAGAUACACGAGGGACAAAGAGAUACUAUGAAGCUGUCAAAGCUAGUGACAUACAAUGAAUCUGUCAAAGGUAGUCACUUAGUACCUAUAUUAUGCAGUUUGAAGUUGAUUGGUGGAUUGUGUACUUUAGAUAGCAUGAUUGAUGUUCAUUUGCUGUUAUUGGAAAUUGUUUAGCACAUUUUGUCCGUACUUCAACUAAUUUCUCUUCAAUGAAAUGUCUUUAUUGUGUCUA